GAAGGGUCUGGGAUUCCUUUAUGAGGUGCAACCAAAACAGCUGUUAGAUAUAGCAACCGGGAUAUUCUGGCAGGCUGUCGAGAAUUAGUUCUUGAAUACUGUUGUGGUUUUGAUCACUGAUAUGGCUUUUGGACUCUCUUUGAGGUUUUCUUGGAUUUGUUGCCUGCUAAUUGGAGGGAUAACUUGUUUUACACUUAAAGGUAACGCUCAUGGGCAUCCUGCCUACACUGGACCUGAACCAACUGGAUCCUAUGCCCAAGCAAGUGUGGUGUCUGGUCCUAAAGCUACUGGCCACAAUGCCACGUCAGCGGAAGCUACUGGCCACAAUGCCACGUCAGCGGAAGCUACUGGCCACAAUGCCACGUCAAGUGUGAAAUCCGGCCCCGGCGUCUCAGCAGAAGCUUCAGGCCCCGGCGCCUCAGCAGAAGCUUCAGGCCCCGGCGCCUCAGCAGAAGCUUCAGGCCCCGGCGCCUCAGCAGAAGCUUCAGGCCCCGGCGCCUCAGCAGAAGCUUCAGGCCCCGGCGCCUCAGCAGAAGCUUCAGGCCCCGGCGCCUCAGCAGAAGCUUCAGGCCCCGGCGCCUCAGCAGAAGCUUCAGGCCCCGGCGCCUCAGCAGAAGCUUCAGGCCCCGGCGCCUCAGCAGAAGCUUCAGGCCCCGGCGCCUCAGCAGAAGCGUCAGGCCCCGGCGCCUCAGCAGAAGCGUCCGGCCCCGGCGCCUCAGCAGAAGCGUCCGGCCCCGGCGCCUCAGCAGAAGCGUCCGGCCCCGGCGCCUCAGCAGAAGCGUCCGGCCCCGGCGCCUCAGCAGAAGCGACAAGCCUUGAACAGACGGACCGACCACUCAACUAGGGAGAUCAUAAUUUGGUUUGGCCAACUCCUUAAUCGUCUUAUCCCUGUUACCCUUUUCUGCUAGAGGUACAGUAAAGGUAACUGAGGUGGGGAAAUGUGCGAACUAAUGCACUUGUUUGAAAUGAGGUUCUCCUUCACUUGUACCUCGUCAUGCAAAUUGUAUACAGGGGUGGAUGAUACAAUGUUAUGAAUUGUUUUCAUAAACAUACGACUAAAUUGACUUCUGAUGUAGCGAUAUUGCUGACACACUUUUAGGUUCAACGGUUAUGCUUUUGAUUUAGCCUUGUGUUCCUGCUACUCUUGCAUGAUUUACACAAUAAACCAUUUGACUUUCAAAA
Molecule: messenger RNA, 1182 nt
Organism: Oncorhynchus tshawytscha (Chinook salmon)
Lineage: Eukaryota; Metazoa; Chordata; Actinopteri; Salmoniformes; Salmonidae
Product: mucin-13-like
Exons: 3
Coding region: 122-844 (240 amino acids)
Source: RefSeq, a predicted model, not a curated record